AUGUUUCCUCCAGCUCCUCUUGAAACCAUUGACUGGAACCGCCUUGGCUUGUCCAUCCAGGACAAUGUCAAUGGUCACGUUGAGUCUACAUAUUCGGUCGCUACUGGCGAGUGGAGUGCCCCUAGAUUCAUUCAAGACCCAUACAUCAAGAUUCACGGUCUCGCUCCUGCACUCAACUACGGCCAGCAAGCCUACGAGGGACUGAAGGCACACCGCGGUCCGGAUGGAAAUAUUCUUUUGUUCCGUCCUACUGCACAUGCCGACCGCCUCGCCGUGAGCGCAAGUUACGUCUCUAUCCCCGAGAUCCCACAAGACCACUUCAUGAAAUGCGUGAAAUUGGCCUGUGCACGAAACGCAGAAUGGGUUGCUCCUCACAGCAGUGAGGCUCUGAUGUAUGUCAGACCGCUUGUCUUCGGUUCCAGUGGCCACCUUUCCUUAACCGCCCCGACCGAGUACACUUUCGCAGUUUACGUCCAGCCCGGAACCACCUACCAUGGUGUUCAGCCGCUCCCUGCCUGCGUGAUCGAGGACUUCGACCGCGCUGCUCCACGGGGAACUGGUGGUGCUAAGGUUGGGGGAAACUAUGCUCCUGUGAUCCGCCACACGGACAAGGCGCGCUCUCAGGGCUUUCAUGUUACGCUUCACUUAGAUGCUCAGACCCGGACGUGCAUUGAGGAGUUUUCGACUUCCGGAUUCAUUGGUAUCAAGAAGAAUGGCGACCAGGUUACCGUGGUUGUUCCGGAUAGCAAGAACAUUGUUCAGAGUAUUACUUCGGACAGUUGUCUUGCGCUUGCAAAGUCUUUUGGUUGGAAAGUCGAGAAACGCGAGAUCCCUUGGAGCGAGUGCAAGUUCAUGGAUGAGGUGAUUGCCGUUGGUACCGCUGCUUCCCUGCUGCCUAUUCGAUUACUCGCAAGACCUUCAACGGGGGAGAAGUUCGUGUUUGGGGAGACGACGGGUGAGUGCACUCUUCGGCUUGGCACUGCUCUCAGGAACAUCAUGAGGGGCAAGAUCGCGGACGAGUUUGGCUGGACUAUGACAGUCAAUGAGGAGGAUCUGCUCUUGGAACCCACGUCUGCUAAACCAAUCCCAGAGAUCUCGAAUGGGGUGAACCAUGAGCUGAAUGGCGUUGCACACGUUAACGGGAAUGGAAUUGCGGCUCCAGUUGAGGUUGAGGUUAAAGCAUAG
This is a messenger RNA of Lindgomyces ingoldianus, 1185 nucleotides long. Its product is annotated as branched-chain amino acid aminotransferase II. The record is from RefSeq and is a predicted model, not a curated record. Bases 1 to 1185 code for a protein of 394 amino acids. NCBI's taxonomy places the organism in Eukaryota, Fungi, Ascomycota, Dothideomycetes, Pleosporales, Lindgomycetaceae. The transcript has 3 exons. Gene Ontology annotation, biological process: branched-chain amino acid metabolic process. Gene Ontology annotation, molecular function: branched-chain-amino-acid:2-oxoglutarate transaminase activity.